AUGAAUCAACGGCUUGUUGGUAUACUGCUUACUUCUACAGUGGGUGCAUUUCUCGGCUCUUUCUUCUCCAACAACAAAAGUAAACCUCAACUAAACUCAAGUACAGUUUCAAUCCCUGAUGAACAACUUGAGACAUUAAUGGAAAAACUUGACAAUGUGGAGAAGUCAACCAAUAGCUUGAAAACUGUUGUUGCCAACUUGGGAGAAAGAAUUCAGAAAAUUCUAAACGCAAAACCGGAAAUAGUCCAAUCAAAUCCUGAAAUUUCAGUAAUUUCAGAAAUACCAAUGAAACCAACAUCUGACAAUUUGACACAAUUUUCGCCAGUUGGUCUCCUUUCAAUUCUCAAGACUCAUUUCACUCUUGGAAAGAGUGUGCUCUUGUGUACUGCUGCUGUUGGAUGUUUCUUUAUUUGGAGAUUUGUAACAAGAAGAAGAAUCAAAUUCUUCAUUGGAGAUGAUUUCAAAGAUGAAAUGAAAUCAGCCAUCAUUCAGCAACUGACAAGAAAUACCUACCUGAAGGCAAGAUUUGAAUUAGUUCAAAAUUCACAGGCAGAUAUCUUUGUUGUGAAUGGAGAUUUGAGUUUGAGGAAUGAUAAUAUUGUUCCAAAAGAUAAGAAUGUCUACUUGUCAAUUUGUAAACAAUCUGAAUGCUCACUCGCACCCAAUGAAGUUAGAAUCAGAAGAUCCAAUUCAAUUAUUUAUCUUGAUUCUGGAUCCAUACAGAAAAUAUUCGACUUAUUGAGAUGAAAUCUUUCUUUAGCAAUUAUAUUAAAAUCAUUAUUUUCAA
Molecule: messenger RNA, 787 nt
Organism: Naegleria gruberi
Lineage: Eukaryota; Heterolobosea; Eutetramitea; Acrasida; Naegleriidae
Exons: 1
Coding region: 1-747 (248 amino acids)
Source: RefSeq, a predicted model, not a curated record